AUGACGAACCAGGAGCGGUUUUGUCGACAUAUUGGAGAGACUGAAGUCUGUCAAGUUUGUAGAGGUGGGGUGGAGUCUACUCUACACGUGCUUCGAGACUGUCCGGCAAUGGCAGGGAUAUGGAUGCGGAUUGUGCCACGAGGUAAACAAGAGGCUUUCUUUGAUAUGUCCUGUUUGGAGUGGUGUGGAAACGUUUUUGGAAACAACACCCUCUGGAGAGACCGAGUGAAGUUUGUGAAGGAUUAUGCUAAAGAGGUUACAGCCGGAAGAAAUGGAGCUCAUCGUGCGGCACCAACCAAUAGGCAGGAGCGACUAAUCUCAUGGAGUCCGCCAUCGGUGGGUUGGAUGAAGCUAAAUACUGAUGGAGCUUCUCUAGGUAACCCAGGUGCGGCAACAGCUGGUGGAGUGCUACGAAAUGGGGAUGGGCAGUGGUGUGGUGGAUUUGCUCUGAAUAUUGGGCGCUGUACAGCGCCGUUGGCAGAGUUGUGGGGGAUUUCAGAUACACAUCUCUUGUCUUUCCUGGUACACUUGUGCCACGGCUUUAUAUUGAAGGACUGGGAAGUCCGUUUUUUGCAUGUGUAUAGGGAGGCUAAUCAUUUGGCGGAUGGUUUAGCCACUUAUGCGUUUUCGUUGCCUUCGGGUUUGCAUGUUUUUGAUUUAGUUCCUCCUGACUUAGCGACAGUGUUGCGCGAUGACGUUUGUGGAGUCGCGCAGUCACGGCAAAUUCAUGUGUAA
Messenger RNA from Microthlaspi erraticum, 735 nucleotides. The record is from the annotation of a GenBank genome assembly. Lineage: Eukaryota; Viridiplantae; Streptophyta; Magnoliopsida; Brassicales; Brassicaceae.